Molecule: messenger RNA, 312 nt
Organism: Fraxinus pennsylvanica
Lineage: Eukaryota; Viridiplantae; Streptophyta; Magnoliopsida; Lamiales; Oleaceae
Source: the annotation of a GenBank genome assembly
AUGUGCAAACUUCGGGUGAAGGGUUUGAGAAUAUAUUAUUCUGCUUCCUCUCGCCUGUCACGUCUCUGCAUUUGUUACCUCACUCUCUGGCGGCCGAGCCUCCUCCUUCACAGAAUGGAUUCACAAAUUAAGCAUGCCAUCGUGGUGAAGAUUAUGGGCAGGACAGGAUCUCGUGGUCAAGUCACUCAGGUGAGAGUGAAAUUUAUCGAUGACCAGAACCGUUUCAUUAUGAGGAAUGUCAAGGGACCAGUCAGGGAAGGUGAUGUUCUCACCCUGCUGGAGUCUGAGAGAGAGGCCAGGAGAUUGCGCUGA